Messenger RNA from Sander lucioperca (pikeperch), 982 nucleotides. Its product is annotated as protein catecholamines up-like. Gene Ontology annotation, cellular component: membrane. Lineage: Eukaryota; Metazoa; Chordata; Actinopteri; Perciformes; Percidae. Gene Ontology annotation, biological process: zinc ion transmembrane transport; intracellular zinc ion homeostasis. The record is from RefSeq and is a predicted model, not a curated record. Gene Ontology annotation, molecular function: zinc ion transmembrane transporter activity. The transcript has 3 exons. The annotation marks the transcript as partial.
ACAUCAAGGUGUCGGGCUACCUGAACCUGGCAGCCGACUUCACGCACAAUUUUACCGACGGCCUGGCGAUCGGAGCGUCGUUCAUGGUCAGCCCAACGGUUGGCGUCGUCACCACGCUCACCAUCCUGCUGCACGAGGUCCCGCAUGAGAUCGGAGACUUUGCCAUCCUUGUCCAGUCUGGCUGCACAAAAAAAAAGUUCUCCUUUCUCUCCACUGACACAGACAUCAAGGUGUCGGGCUACCUGAACCUGGCAGCCGACUUCACGCACAAUUUUACCGACGGCCUGGCGAUCGGAGCGUCGUUCAUGGUCAGCCCAACGGUUGGCGCCGUCACCACGCUCACCAUCCUGCUGCACGAGGUCCCGCAUGAGAUCGGAGACUUUGCCAUCCUUGUCCAGUCUGGCUGCACCAAAAAAAAGGCCAUGUGUCUCCAGUUGCUGACUGCCCUGGGAGCUCUGGCCGGCACAGCUUGCUCCCUAUUGGCCGAGGGCGUGGGCGCUGCGGCGACCGCCUGGAUCCUGCCGUUCACGGCCGGCGGCUUCGUUUACAUCGCCACAGUCACCGUUCUGCCAGAACUGCUGGCGGGCCGCUCCAGCUUCGGCCAGUCUCUGAUGGAGAUUCUGGCGCUGCUGUUCGGAGUCGGCAUGAUGGUGCUGAUCGCCGAGUACGAGUGAGACUCCGCCGAGUGGACAGAGAGGGGGGAAAGGUCAAACGGUUGGAAAAAAAAAAACAAAAAAAAUGCUGGUUUUAAAGUAGAGUUCAAGUGGAUUAUUGUUUGUAAGGGGUGUGUUUUCUUUCCUUUUUUUUUUUUUUAUUAAUUAUGUUUUGGGACAAAAUCCACCCCCUGAUGGCGAAUGGAUGAUUUUUGUUGUCUUUUUUUUUUUUUUUGUUCACUGUUACAUCCCUAAUUUUUUUUUUUUCGUGUUACUGUCUCUUUUCGGCUUCUUAAAAAACUUCAGCGGGACAGACUGAGAGCUGGAAA